CAGACAAGUUAAAGAAAUAUAACAUUGAUAAAAAGCUUAUGUUCAGUUUAAACAGUCGAGUUAAAUCAAGCUGAGUAAUCAUGGCAGGAAGUGGAUUCGAUCCCUGUGAAUGUGUUUGCUUGCAUGAGCAUGCCAUGAGAACGCUGAUCAAUCUGUUGAGGCAGUCCCAGUCCUACUGCACAGACACAGAAUGUCUCCAGGAAUUACCAGGACCUUCUGGUGAUAAGGGCAUCAGUAUUACUAGGAGCUUGAUAGCCUGGGUGGUUAUUGCAGUGACCUUGUUCUUACUGAGAUCUUCUAAUCUAAGAGGAUUGAACCUACCUGGAAAGCCAAUGAGUGUUCAUAAUGGACAAGAUGCACGAGCCCCUUGUGUGGACUUUGUGACAUGAGAAGUGAAAAUAGUUAAAUACCUUGCACGACCAAAUGAAUGAAGAUGACUAGAAGACUCUUAAUCCAAUUAUAACUGUUUUUCCUUUUGCAUCUGCAAUAUGGGAUGAUAUCGUUUUCAUGAGCUUCUAGAAAUUUAACUUGCAAGGUUAUUUUUGCUCCCUAUGUUUCACCAUUCCUAUUUACAGUAUAUUUGAGUAAAUAAUUUUUAAAAA
Molecule: messenger RNA, 602 nt
Organism: Choloepus didactylus (southern two-toed sloth)
Lineage: Eukaryota; Metazoa; Chordata; Mammalia; Pilosa; Megalonychidae
Product: small integral membrane protein 14-like
Exons: 1
Coding region: 81-389 (102 amino acids)
Cellular component (GO): endoplasmic reticulum
Source: RefSeq, a predicted model, not a curated record